Pygocentrus nattereri (red-bellied piranha) is the source of this 1428-nucleotide messenger RNA. It is a transcript of the gene pdcl3, whose product is annotated as phosducin-like 3. Gene Ontology annotation, cellular component: cytoplasm. NCBI's taxonomy places the organism in Eukaryota, Metazoa, Chordata, Actinopteri, Characiformes, Serrasalmidae. The coding region runs from base 248 to 961 and encodes 237 amino acids. The record is from RefSeq and is a predicted model, not a curated record. The transcript is spliced from 6 exons. Gene Ontology annotation, biological process: protein folding; positive regulation of gene expression; angiogenesis.
UUACAGUCCUACUCUCACCACGUUUCAGAGGUUAAACAGUGUCAAAGUACGAUACGCCGUUAUUUGCCCCUCUAGACGUUUUAAUCUCUAUAUAAAACCCGUACAUGUGGGGUAGAUUCUGAGUUUGAAUCAGAGGCGAAAAACAGGCGAGUUUGGACGCCCUUGUUUCCAGUCGGACGGGAACCAGCGGCGCUCAGUCUGUCAGAGCUCUGGAGCUGAGAGGAACUCGGCGAGAAAACACAAAAUAAUGCAGGACCCAAACGAAGACACCGAGUGGAAUGAUAUUCUGCGGAGGAAGGGCAUCCUUCCUCCUAAAGAGACGCCGAAGGAGGAUGAGGAAGAGGAACAGAUUAUUCAGCAACCGUCCAUUGUGAAGACAUAUGAGAACAUGACCUUGGAGGAGCUGGAGGAGAAUGAGGAUGAGUUCAGUGAUGAGGAUGAGGUUGCCAUGGAGAUGUACAGGCAGAAGAGGCUUGCAGAGUGGAAAGCCAACCAGAUAAAGAAUGUGUUUGGGGAAGUGAAUGAGAUUUCUGGUCAGGAUUAUGUUCAGGAGGUGAACAAGGCUGGCAGCGGCAUCUGGGUGGUGUUGCACCUCUACAAACCAGGCAUCCCACUGUGCACGCUCAUAAACCAGCACCUUUCAGAAUUGGCCCGAAAGUUCCCACAGACAAAGUUCCUGAAGUCCAUCUCCACCACCUGCAUCCCCAACUACCCUGACAGGAACCUUCCCACAAUCUUUGUUUACUUCGAGGGAGAGAUGAAGGCCCAGUUCAUCGGCCCCCUUGUUUUCGGAGGCAUGAACCUGAAGUGUGAUGAGCUGGAGUGGCGGCUGGCAGAAAGCGGUGCAGUGAAGACUGACUUGGAAGAGAACCCAAGGAAGCAGAUCCAGGAUCAGCUGAUGACUUCCAUCCGCUGCUCGAUGCCCAGCCGCAGAGACAGUGAUGAAUCUGACGAGGACUGAGCCUCCAUCCCAUGGAGGUUGACGCAUGAAAACAGAACCGGACUUGGCCAAAUGCAUUUCUAAAGGUGCCAAGGAUUUUUCAUAUCUAAGGAGCCAAAUGCUCCAUGUUCCCCUCGACAACACAGCUGUUGUCAGAUUCGAAGAAAGUGUGAAAUGUUAGUGGUGCUGAACAGAGAUGAGUAUCAUGAAUGCACUCCUAUGUUUUUAUUCUCCUUGCCAUAUUUGGCGGAAGUGUUCCCUCUAAUGGUAAUGCUGAAGAACUGCUCUGAAACAAGGCCAGAAGAACUGCAGACUUCGGAGACAACAGGAUUUUUGAGUUGACACCAGGAAUACUAGAUAAAGAUAAAAUACAAAAUGAAUAUUUUAUUUAUGGCAUGUAUGUCAUUAUACAUGUUUCUCAUCAUUGUCUAAAUGGUUUUAUAUAAAUGUUAUCAUUGGCUGUCACCAUAAAAACACUUGAUUUAUGA